Penicillium atrosanguineum is the source of this 1104-nucleotide messenger RNA. RefSeq lists its product as uncharacterized. The transcript has a single exon. Gene Ontology annotation, biological process: intracellular monoatomic cation homeostasis. Gene Ontology annotation, cellular component: mitochondrial inner membrane. The coding region runs from base 1 to 1104 and encodes 367 amino acids. The record is from RefSeq and is a predicted model, not a curated record. NCBI's taxonomy places the organism in Eukaryota, Fungi, Ascomycota, Eurotiomycetes, Eurotiales, Aspergillaceae.
AUGUCCUCAUUCAUACGGGGCCAACGCGCCCUAUCCCAAUUUCACCCCCGCUCCAAUAUUCAAAGACAAUUCCACCCCCGUCUCCCCGCCACGAUUCCUCGCCUCUUCUCAACCUCCGCGGCAUCACACGCCGCAAAGCAAGACUCAACAACCGUGACAACGCCCCCAUCAACCCAAAUCGACGCACCAGCAAGCACCCUUCCCGCCCCUCUAGACCUACCUACAGUUCUCCCUGCAAAUGCCCAAACCUCAGAUAAACUAAAACGUCUCGUGACCAUCGGCCGCGCAUACCUCGCCUUCUACAAAACAGGCUUGAAGAACGUCUACCGCAAUUACCGUGCUUCUUUGCCUCUGCGCGCCUCUCUGGGCUUACCGGCUUAUAUCCCAAUCUCACCCCCCCGCAAAUCCUCCAAUGUCAGUCCCCACAAGGGAAUCGAUAUGGGAAGAGGUCAAUUCCAACUCGUCGUUCGCUCGGCACGAGACGUGCGAAAGAUGAUUCCUUUUACCUUGGUUCUGAUUGUCUGUGGGGAAUUCACGCCCCUUAUUAUUCCGCUCUUUGGUUCGGCUAUUACGCCGGCGACGUGUCGUGUCCCAGGGCAGGUUGCCAAGGAGCGGGAUGGAGCGUCGAAGAGAAAAAAUGCGGCGAUGAGGGCCCACGCGCGUGCCAUUGAGCCUGGGGCGUUGAAUCCCGUUUCGGUGGGGAGUGGGGAGGAGAUGAGGGUUCUUGCGGAGUUUGCGAGCCCCCGUUGGGUGAAGGAGGCGGAUAAGGAUGCGGUUUUGAGGGCUUGUGCUGUUUUUGGACUGGUUAAGAGUCAUGCGAGGCUUGGGGGGAGGGCUCUGGUGGGACUUGUUUAUCGGGCCAGGUUGGAGAGGCAUGUGGAGUAUUUGGGGAUCGAUGAUGGGAUGAUUAGGGCUGGUGGGGGCGUGAGUAGGCUUAGUGCUGAUGAGGUGCGGAUUGCCUUGGAUGAGAGAGGAGCUGGGGAUGUCGCGGCUUUGUAUGCUGGGGAGAAGGUUAAAAGGGCGGAGAGGAAGUGGUUAGAGAGGUGGUUAGAUGUUAGGGAGGGGGAGGUGAAGAGUAGAACGGGGCAGAGUCGCGUUCUCUGA